UUGGUGUCCCAGUUUGGCAGCAGGCUGUGGCGGGACAGACGCACACAUCUGUAAUAACAGUGACAGCGCCGCCGACACAAGCCCCGGGGAGGAGGAGGACCGAGUGUGCGGCACCAUGCCUGUGCGACAGAAAGAUGCUCAGCGAGCCCUGGAGUUGCUCCAGCAGUAUCGAGCCAAACUAGACCAAAGACAGCAGAACCAGAGCCGGACCAAGCAGGCCAUCGUGGAAGAAGACCGCCAGCUGCAGCAGUCUCUGGACAGAGUCAUCAAUGUCUUCCAAAGCCAGCUCUUUAGUGCUCUUCUUGAUAUCCAGGAGUACUAUGAGCUGACCCUCCUUGCAGACAGUAAGCACUCUGUGGAUCAGCAACAUGGUCCUGGGAAACUCAGUGCCUCCUCCAACCAACCAGCAGAACCCUCAGCCCAGCCACAGCCCUCCACGACUCCCCUAAGCCCCCAGGCUUCUGGUGGACCAUCCCAAGCCAAACCGCUGACCCCCAAACCCAGAUCAAUCAAGUCCCCUGCCCCUCCAAUCCCAUCGCAAAUACCUGCAACAAAGCAAUCUUCCCCUACGACACAGUCCAGCACACCUCAGUCACAGCCAGCCAAAGUGAAAUACCGUGCACCUCUUCCUCCUGUCCAGACUGGAGCCUCCUUUUCGUUGGCGUUGGACACUUCUAAAUCUUCUCCCUCUGCCGCCACCUCUUCCGGUGUCAACAGUGUAGAAACUCCUUCUAGCUCCCCAAAAGCAUCUCCUGGAGUUGUACUGAAUGGAUCUGAACCACAUCUAACUGCCACCAGCUCUAGCAUCCCUUCAGACACCUCUACCAAUCCACAAAGCCUUUCUGCCUCCCCCGACGUCAACCUGGUGACUGUCUCUGCCCUCGUCUCCAGCACCAUCCAAGGCCUUGUAUCUCCAACUACUCCAGACAAACUAAAGCCCACCGGCACCACGCCAAGCACCAGCACAGGUCUCAGCAGAGUCACAGAUUCUACCAUAGUCUCUCCAUCUCUUUCGACCCCCAAGGACCUCGGACUGGGCAUAGUUACCUCCAGCCCAAGUCCAACUAGCCCCAGUCAUGGAAAGUUUACCUUCAGUAGCCGCAGUCCUACAAGUCCACCUGUGCAGCUAAACAAAGGACCUCGUCUUAGUCCAACCAGCCCUGGGCCAGUAAAAGUUCCCUCCGCAGGCCUCAGCCAUAGUCCAGUCCACUCCAGGCGACCUACAAGCCCACUGACCCCAAACAAGAAGUAUCGGUAUCAAGAAGAGGAAGGGGCGUCACCAGGCGCCCCAAAACUCCACCAUCACCCCUGCCUUCAGCAUCAAAUGGGAGUAGCAAGAGAGCUAAGGGAUGGAGGGACCCUGGGGAGGGAUGGAGGGACCCUGGGGAGGGAUGGAGGGACCCUGGGGAGGGAGGGAGGGACCUUGGGGAGGGACGGAGGGACCUGGAGGAGAGACGGAGGGGGCGUCGGGACCAUGGAGAGAGAGAGGGAACGGUCAUUGGGAAGGGAUGGAUCUCGCCACGGUGACCUGCGGGGGGCAGAGCUGGUUCAGGUGGCGGAGCGGCAGCUGUCUCAGAUUCAACACGUUCAUGGAUACGUCACUCACACACACAUAACGCCCGCUCAGGUAGAAUCACCUGAGGCUCCCUUUGAUGACGAGGGGUGGCCUCACCCAGAGGGAGAGAGGCUGAACGAAGUCCCAGCCCCGCAUUUCUCCUCCCUCUAUUCACAAAGCCACUCCUAUUACCAGGCCAACCCCCCUCCAGUGGUCGUCAACACCGACAGCGUGGACACUCCUCCAUAUGCCAAUGGAACAGAAGCAGACUAUGAGUAUGAGGAAAUCACGCUGGAGCGGGGUAACUCAGGCCUGGGUUUCAGUAUUGCUGGAGGGACUGAUAACCCCCACAUCGGAGAGGACCCCUCAAUCUUCAUCACCAAGAUUAUACCUGGAGGAGCCGCCGCCCAGAAUGGACGACUCAGGGUGAAUGACUGUAUAGUGCGGGUGAAUGAGACAGACGUCAGGGAGGUGACCCACAGCGGGGCUGUGGAGGCGCUGAAGGAGGCUGGAGGUCUAGUCAGACUGUGUAUACGACGCAGGAGGAGCAUCACUGAGAGAAUCAUGGAUAUCAAACUGGUCAAAGGACCCAAAGGUUUAGGAUUCAGUAUAGCCGGUGGAGUUGGAAACCAACAUGUCCCUGGUGACAACAGCAUCUAUGUGACUAAAAUCAUCGAGGGAGGGGCUGCACACAAAGACGGACGGCUACAAAUAGGGGACAAACUUGUUGCUGUAAAUGGCUCCUGUUUGGAGGAGGUCACUCAUGAAGAGGCAGUGGCUGCACUGAAGUCCACUCCUGACGUUGUGUACCUCCGUGUGGCCAAACACACCUCCCUUUUUAUCAAUGACAACUUCCCUCCACCCGAUGUCACUAAUUCGUACUCCCCACAUCAGGACAACCAUAUAAGCCCCUAUAUGAGCGGCAGUCAGUCUGUAAGCCCCGCCCCACUGACCACACCCAGAUACUCACCGCUGCCCAGGGCCAUGACUGGAGAGGAUGAUGUGCCCAGGGAACCCAGGCGGGUAGUGCUGCAGAGGGGCUCCACAGGCCUCGGAUUUAACAUUGUUGGAGGGGAAGAUGGGGAGGGAAUCUUCAUUUCCUUCAUUCUUGCCGGAGGUCCGGCUGAUCUCUGUGGGGAACUACGAAAGGGAGACCGCAUUCUGUCGGUGAACGGGGUGGACCUGUCCAGUGCAACACAUGAGCAGGCAGCCGCAGCUCUGAAGAACGCAGGACAGACCGUUACCAUAGUAGCACAGUACAGACCUGAGGAGUACAGUCGUUUUGAGGCAAAGAUCCAUGACCUGAGGGAACAGAUGAUGACCAGCAGUGUCAGCUCCAGCUCCACGUCGCUCCGCUCCACACAGAAACGCACACUUUACGUCAGAGCGUUGUUCGACUAUGACGGAAGUGCGUCAGAUCUGGGAGCACCCAAUCAGGCCUUGCCGUUUCAUUUUGGCGACAUCCUCCACGUGAGCAGUGCAGGCGAAGAGGAGUGGUGGCCCGCCCGUCACCUCAGCCCUCCGCCCCCAAACUGCCCUGAAGUCGGAGUCAUCCCCAGCCGCCGGAGGGCAGAAAAGAAGGAGAGGUCGAGGCUAAAAACAGUCAGAGUGACGAGGUCUCAGGACAGAUCGGAUCAGGAUGAUAAAGAGCUGGUAACCUCUGGCACCAGCGAUAGUGAGAGUAGUUCCUCUGGCCAGGAGGAGGCCUUCCUCACCUACCAACCUGUCAUGCAACAGGAAGUUAAUUACACGCGGCCAGUCAUCGUGCUCGGACCAAUGAAGGAUCGGGUUAACGAUGACCUCAUCUCUGAGUUCCCUGAUAAGUUUGGCUCCUGUGUUCCACACACAACACGGCCACGACGAGACUACGAGGUGGACGGCAGAGAUUAUCACUUCAUGUCCUCCAGAGAGCUCAUGGAGCGAGAGAUUCAGGAGCACAAGUUCAUUGAGGCUGGACAAUAUAACAACCAUCUGUAUGGAACCAGCAUACAGUCUGUCAGAGAGGUCGCUGAUAAGGGAAAACACUGCAUACUGGAUGUAUCAGGGAAUGCGAUAAAGCGUCUCCAGUUGGCAGGCCUCCAUCCCAUCGCUAUCCUCAUUAGACCACAUAAUGUCGACAACAUCCUAGAGAUGAACAAGCGUUUAACUGAGGAGCAGGCGAGGAAGACCUACGACAGGGCUGUCAAACUGGAGCAGGAGUUCACAGAGUACUUCACCGGAAUAGUCCAGGGCUCGACUCUAGAGGAAGUUUACUCGCAGGUGAAGCAGAUCAUUGAGGAGCAGUCUGGUCCUUACAUCUGGGUGCCCACCAAGGACCGACUCUGAAUAAACACACAUAUGGCAUAUUCACACACACACACGUCACUCUCUCAACACUUCCUACUCGUCUAAUUUUCUAUUAUCAGCCUGCUUCCUCUCUUUCUCGUACACACAUCACGACACACACACAUAUUUACACAAGCACAUUAAGUGGGACGAGGCUGGGACUAUCUGGGACUGCUACUUCCUGAAGUGGGAGGAGCUCAUGUCUGUCCAGCAGCCUAUUGGUGGAUCUUCCUACAGCUCAGUUCCUUAAUGUUUAAGGAGGUGGUUCAAAUCAAGGCAACAUGUACCAUUAUCUGAUUUGAUUUCAUUAUUGUUCUUCUUAUUGUUGUUGUCGUUGUUGUUUUCAUAUUAACGAAGGGUAAUGCAUUCAUGUAUGGGUUUGUAAUGAUAAUAUUGUCACCAAGAGGCAGACUUUUGCACGCUGUAGCUUUAAGAGCAUGUUUUUGGGACAAAAUCUUGAUCUCCUUCCUUGUCUAUCUGUCUCUCCUCAUGGCAUCACUCCUGUUUAGAGUUUUCUCUUUCUUGUCUUUUUCUGUCUUUUUCUCAAAUGCCAUCCCUCCCUUUCCUCCUUUCUUAUUUCAACUCCCUACAAACUUUAGAUAUGAGGUGAAAUUAAAUAUUAUAAUUAAAAUGUCCCCCAGCAUUUAGACAUUAAGGGCCAAAAUAAAACUAUCAUGCAACAACUGUUGAGACAUGUAGUGAAAAACAAUCAUAAACAAUUUAGACUUUGUGUAACUGAGACAGUUGCUGAAAAUUACUGUCACAAGCAGAAAUUCCCAAUUAGAAAUAAAUAGAAACUAAAUUAGAUUGCAUGCAAAAAAAGGAAUAAAGAGUAUUCUAUCACCAUAUUGUUUUUGAAAUGUCAAAAAUAAUCUAACUACAUGAGCCUCAUUAAGGCGGUGGAGACCAUUUGGAGCUCUGAACCUGGGUUUGUUAGAUUUCUGAGAAUUCUGUAAAGUAAAAUAGUUUAAUUCUUCCGAAAAAAUGUGAAGAUUUUUUUAAGGCGUCUCACCCCUACGUAAAGCAAAGUGAAAAAGCAAGAGCCUAUCUGCCCUAUAGGACAAUGUUUUUACAAAAUUAUCAUAACUAGAAGUUAAUAAUCUUUUGCAUUUAAUUUAAAAAAAUAUACUAAUAUGAAUAUAAUUGGCAGAUUUUAAAAUGACACACAAACGUAACUGCAAGCAAAAUCAGUGCAUUUUUAUCCUUGCUGUUUGCAUCCAUGCCUGAUAAACAUGAAAAACUAAAAGAAGGGAAAAGUGGGGUCAAACCCAUUAAAUGUUAAAAUUUCAAAAUGCCCAGCUCUGACUUACAUGUAUUGCUUCUGCUAAUGUUUUGCUCAUCCUGACCGGUUACAUCUUGUGUAAUCGUCUAAAACACUUACAUUAAAGAGCAUUUUUAAAGAGAUUUUACAUUUCUUAAUUAGCUUUAGUCUGUGAGGAGUCCUAGUGAAGGCUUUUUACGUUCAGCUUCAAAAAAUAUUUUCUCAGCAUCUUGAUAAAUAAGGGGCCAGAUUCUCUGUUUAAGAAACUUGGGUCUGUUUUGUCCAAGUCUUCAUCCCACAAGACUUCUCAGCCUUUUCCUUCCACCUUCUCCUCCCUGUCCCUCGUCUUCAUCUCUCUCCUCUUCUCUCCUCUUUACAUCCACAGUGUGACGUUAGUUGUGCACUCCUGACAUUGAACGGUGUAUCAUCUUCUUCAUCAACGCUAUCAUCUCAAUCAUAAUCAUCAGCAUCAUCGUGACAGCUUUCCUUCUUACCGUAGUUGCACUAAUGAGGGCUGGUUUCUUAAAAGCAUCUUAGCGCAACAGCUGAUUCCAUCCCAGUGGUUCUAGUUUAUGGAUAUGAUGAUUUUAUGCGCUCACUUUUCUUUCAGUGGUUGUUAUGCUGGUUUGACAACAGGUCAGAGGACAGUUUCUGAUGAAGGCUUUUUGCAGUUUACUUAUUUGCUGUACGUCAUGCUGUUGCUAAAUAUUUAAAAUCAUCAAAUGUACUCCUCCGGUAAAAUUUACAGUCAGAAUCUACUGCAGUGCUCUUUUGCCAGCAGUUUUUUUUCACGCUGGAUUUUUAAGUUUGAAGCCAGUCGUAUGUUUGACCUCAGCACUCCAUAUAUUACUACAUGGUUCCGUUAUGGUUGUGUUGGCUAAGGGUUGUAUCUUCAACAAUGUUUCCAUACAUUCUACAGAUGUUGACUCUAUGUAGAAAGAUAAACUGCUUGAACGGGGUUAAACUAGCGUUUUAAUCUAACGUUUGCGCAGGCCACAGAGCAUUGACAAUGGACUGAAAUUCACACUUAUUUUUGGCAACAGACUUGUGGUGAAUUUCCAGAAUGUUUAUUUUUUCAAAGAAGCUGCAACAUUAAAGGAUCUGUGUGCAUCGCUUAAUACCACCUAAUGAAGAACACCAGCGUCUCAGACCAAAAUGUACAGGCACGUGAGACACACUUCCCCACGCCUUUCAUUUCCAUUUACAACCAGAAAUGUUUUGUGCAGGAGAGCCCAAAAAAAUUAAAUCCUGCCACAACCAUAAGCCUAACUACCACUCUAUAAUACAUUGAAUUGCUGUAGUGAGUUGUCGUCAACUCGAACAGCAUCUUCACUUCACUUGUCUUUUCUUCUUCAUGUUUCUUCUGGUUCACGUGUGUCUGUUUCCGCUGUUCGUCAGACCUAAAGGGACCCAAGAACAAAGCGAACCUGUGUGGAAACAGACACACAAAGACCGGAGCAGAACAGACGUGGUGGAGAAGAAGCAGCAGGGAGGUCAGUUUCAAAGGGAGGACUUCACAUGCACCAACAUGCAUGCAGCUGCCAAAAAAAUAGAACAAGGAAGCUCUGAGUAUAAAACACACAGAGGGAGUGUGACUCCAUUCUCUGCUAAGGACACCAUUACUCUAUAACUUUGCAUAGCUGAUAGUUGUUUGCUGCUAUAUUAAUGCUAUAUUUAUGCUAAAAAAACAUGCAUAUUGCAUCUUUAAUAGUAGAAAUAUGUCACAUAUACCCCUUGCUUUGUAAAUCUGUUAGUUGUAGCGGUCUUUACUGGGUCUUUGCUGCUCAUAGCAGAGAUUGAGGAUCAACUCAUACACUAUAUUAAACAAGCAUAUAGAUACUUUUAAUCUCCUGAAAAGAGUUGUGGAGCAGUGUUUUUAUCACCGGCUCCCUGUUUUAUUUAUGAAAUACGCAAAGGCACAUGUGGGUGAUGUGUUUUACAUGUUGCUGCUAGUUUAACACUUAUCUGCUGAUUAAUGGUUGGUGGUAGGAUCAAUGGUGAAUGUAAACAUAACUUUUGUUUGUUUACAAAAAUGCACACAGCACCUUUAAUAUGUGUCCCUGUCAUUGGAUUAGCACAGAUUAUAUAAUUCCUGUCAGAAGGUAGACAUCUCUGAGAAUCCAGUGCUUGUGUCAAGGUAAAAAAAAAAAAGAAAUGUUUUGACUUAUAAAGAAACUUCAUGAGACCAAAUGAAUAUGCUGAGUGCUGAGGUCAUGAAUCAGACUAACCUGAAACAUGAAGAUAAUCUGUUGUCAAGUGUAACAUUUGAGAUACCAAGAUGCUUUUGGUGACCCAGCCCCUGUAAUGGACCUUGUCAGCCACCCACUCCCCAUCUCCACCCUCAACCCCGAGGCAACUCCAAGCUGACUGGAGACCAGGAUCAUACAGAAAGACUGUUCUGUCAACAGAGUAGCUCUUAGGCCCAAAUAAUGGAUUGAUAUUUAUGCCACACGUGUUUUGAAAGCUUUAAUGUUUCCGCAGAGAAUGUUCAGCUAAACUAAAUUUUUUUCCAUCUGUAAUCCUCGCUGAUCAAGUAGAUGGACGUAGCUUGUAUAAAAGAAGUGGAUGUCGCCGCUGUGACGUCAGCCAUUAGUUUGUGGACUAUCAUUUUGAAGCAUCACCAUUUUGUUUUGUUGGAGCCUGAAGUGAUGAUAUUCGGGCAAGAAGGUGGACCUGAACAGGAGCGAAAGCUGGAUCUGACUGAGAACUCGAAGACACUAUGCACAGUAGCGACUUGUCAACCCAAGUUAGUCCAGCCCUAACCCUGCUUUGUUAUCCAUUUUUCAUUAAAAUGGACUAUAAUUUACUAAAUGAACAUCGAGAUGUAUUGAAAAAGACUUGGAACUAGCAACUAAGAUCAUAAACUCAUUAGAAAAAUGUUUACUGAGGUAUUCUAUCAAGUGAGAAGUAGGAUCGGCUCCUCGUAUACUUCUAUGUAAUCAGAAUUCUUUGUGGCGUCGCCUCCUGCUGGCCAUUAGAAAGAAUGCAUGUUUAACGCACUUCCUCAUUGGCUUCACUUUUCAGGCCCAGAAUCUACGUCUACUUCUUUUAUACAGUCUAUGUGUGUGAUGGUAUUUGUCAGAUGACAGAACUGGACUCUCUUUGUGACUCUGGCUGUGUGUUUUAGCCGGGGGACCAUGCCACUGUCUGUUAGAGUAAAGCACCGAUGCAAAGAAUCUAUUACAGAGAUGGAUCUAUAUCUAACAUAUUAUAAUAUUUAUCCCUGCUCUAACUGCCUAUUUUGGUACAAAAAAAAUAAAAGUCUUUAUUGAGAUUUACUGAAAUCCCUCGA
Molecule: messenger RNA, 8433 nt
Organism: Acanthochromis polyacanthus (spiny chromis)
Lineage: Eukaryota; Metazoa; Chordata; Actinopteri; Pomacentridae
Gene: dlg1a
Product: discs large MAGUK scaffold protein 1a
Exons: 26
Coding region: 116-3880 (1254 amino acids)
Biological process (GO): neurotransmitter receptor localization to postsynaptic specialization membrane; chemical synaptic transmission
Cellular component (GO): neuromuscular junction; neuron projection; postsynaptic density membrane
Molecular function (GO): kinase binding
Source: RefSeq, a predicted model, not a curated record